Molecule: messenger RNA, 3882 nt
Organism: Lodderomyces oxycetoniae
Lineage: Eukaryota; Fungi; Ascomycota; Pichiomycetes; Serinales; Debaryomycetaceae
Exons: 1
Coding region: 1-3882 (1293 amino acids)
Source: RefSeq, a predicted model, not a curated record
AUGAGCGUGUAUAGGAGAUACGCGUCUGGAGAACAUGAUAAGGAGUUUUUCCAACGAGAUGAGCUAGGAGCUGAGCGGUUUGUAGGGAUGGUAAUCCCGCAUCUCUCAGGUCAGUUUGAUAAGAAGAUAGAUGCAACUACAAAACAAAUACCUUUAGAACAAUGGAUGGAUAUUUUCCACCAGGCUGCGAUAUUUGUCGGGUACGAUGAUAUAUUGUUUGGUACUGUGAUAACCAUAGUCUAUAAGAACCCACAAACAGAAAAGAUAUCUACUCAAUGCAUUACAAAGUAUGGAUUAUCAACAUAUUUAGAUAUGAAACUAAAUCCAAGUUCGAGAUUCUGGCCCAGUUGUGAGAAUUUGUUGGUCAAGUAUCAAAAAUCCUUAGUGAGAAGAGCUCUAGCAAUACUGAAUUUGAAAAAUUGUAACAAAUUGUUCAAUUUCCAUCAACAGAUGGGCAAGUUGCCCAUGUGGGAUGAAACAAACGCGGGGAAUUUGGCAAAUAAUAUGAAAUUGAUUUGCAAUCAAACACCAGAGACAAUGGGGAGGAAACUACUAGAUUUGGGAUUGUUACAAGACCACUUUGUAAAAUCCCUUGUUUUUGAUGUGGUGUAUAAAAAUAAUAGCAAUAAUAACAAUAACAACACUGAAUAUGAUGAUGACAACAACCGAUUGGUGUCUCUAUUGGGUGAACAGCUAGACCAAUUGUUUGAUCCCUUGCUUGAAUAUUCCCCGGAGCUGGUGCAAACAAUGUACAAACCUUCACCUUCAAAACUCCGGCAAGCUCCAUCAUUAGGGAAUAGUCAAAAAAUACGAGCCGUGGUUGACGAACUUGUUGCAGUUCAAACCAAAUUUACCAUAGAGUUGGCUGAUUUGUUACAGAACCUUAUAAUCCCGAUAAGAGUAAGUGUUUUGGAUAAGAAUACCACAUCCACCAAAAACACUAUAGGAAUAUCCAAGUUGAAUCGAAUAUUUCCCCCGACAAUUGAUGAAAUAACAAGAAUCAAUUGCAUACUCAAUGAUGCAUUACUAAAAGCUUAUCAGAUUAGCUAUGUUGAGAUCUUUAUUGCAAUCGGCACCAUAGUGCCGUACUUUUACAAACCAUUUAUACGACAUGAGGCAAACGUGAGGAAGUUUUACCCAACGCUAAUGAAGUUUAGUCAAAAUAAUAAGAAGAGCAUAUUCGAUAACCCUGUCAUCAAUAGUUCAGGCUAUAGCGUACGGAAAAUAGACUCAAUUGUUACCGGCUCUUUACUUGAACUACCUAAAUUGAAAAUGAUUUUGCAUCGAUUAUAUGAGCAAAUACAAAGUGAAAGUAUUAAAGCAAAGAACUUUGAAACUUUGAUGGAGACGAAUGAAGAGCUUUCUAUUAUUGAAAAACAUUUCCAUUCUGCAAUGCAAGUAUUUGAAGCGUUUGGUGAAACAACAAGUGAUACGUUUAAUGAGCAGGAUUUGAAACAGAGAUUUUUUACACCAACGGGGAAAGUUUUGACUGAACUAGCUACCCAUUGGCCCGCAGAGUUGCAAUAUGGUUGGUUAACAAGAAAAGUUAUUGGGAUAUUUGAAUUGAUUGAUAUAAAAGUAACCUCGCCUCGACAAAAGGAAAUAUUGAUUGUGUUUUCCGACUGCUUGUUAUUCCUCAAAGAUACAGGGGGAAACAACAAUCUGAAACAAAAUGAUGAUGAUGAUGAUGAUGAUGGAAUACCCUUGUCCAUUCCAGAUGUGCUUAUGCAUUCGUUGAUCAAUGAAAAACCAUUGCCUAACUUUGACUCCUUCCCGUCAAUGGAAGUAUCUUAUUGGUGUAAUAUCGAAGACGUUAUCGUAUCAGCUUAUUCCACAUUAGACGCAAGUAACAUUCAACGAGAAUGCAUUCGAUUUCUAAAUCAUUCAUCAGCUAAACUAGAGUCAAAAGAUUUCACCAAGAACUAUCAACUAUAUAACAAUUCGCCUCAUCAAAUUAUUGACUUGAUCAACAGGGCAAAGAUUUUGAAAAAGACAGCUUCUUUUCAUUUAUUCAAAGAAAACGAUGAGGAAGUAAACAUUUACUAUACUGUUCAUGACAUUGAGUCACACAAUGAAGAAACUUAUCAAUCUCCAUUUGUUCUUUUUUUGAAUAUGGAAAUUGAUGAUGUACCGCAAUAUUUCGAAACUCAUCCAAAUGUAUACUUGUUACUUCAAAUUGUAUUUAUUGAUGACAGGGAUACUUUACAGGUUACAGGUUACAAUAAAUGCGGUAAAGAACAUAUUAAUGAACUAGUGCCUGCUUUGAGAUUAACAGGUUAUUUGAGAGCUCAAGUCGCCAGAACCUAUCAUCAUAUUUUCCAAACGUUUAACCAAAUCACUGAAUGCUUGAUUAACUCGAAUGAGAUGGCUUUAAAUUAUAUUGGAAACCAAGCUAUAGCAGCUCCUAUCAGAAUAGAAGCUAAAAAAGCCAAUACUCUGAUAAAUAAGAAUGAAAUACUUCUUUCAUCAUCAUCAUCAUCAUCACCACCAUCACCACCACCACAUGGUGACUUGCAAAAGACAAAUAAACAUGAAUUGAAAGGGUACGAUUUGAAAAGAAAAAAGUCAUUGAUCAACAAGUUGUUUAAGAAGAAACAUGAACCACCAGCCCCGCCUCCUACUACCAAGAGCAAAGCCGAUCAGAAAAACCUUCCAAAUACGUUUAUUCCAAGGGGUAUGAAAACAGAAUACAAAGGCGUGAUAAUGCCAUUGCCAAUAUUGAAACAAAGAGCAGACUCGUCAUCAAGCAGUGUGGUUGAUUGCUCUCUUGAAACAACCAAAACCAAAACCAAAACCAAUACCAAAACCAGUACAAAUACAAAUACAAACAGUCAAACUCAUAAGCAAUUACCUUUAAUUGAAGUGCCGCCUAAUCUUCAACUCCUCUAUAGGAACGACUUGCUUCAGGAUAUGGCUUCUUUAUCAACUGUCGAUCCUACGCUUGGACCAGCAUGCACAAUAAAGAGAGUCUCGACAUUUGAUGAUGUUGCCAUAAUUUUAAAACAAAGAUCACAACUGUUUCAAUUGUAUUGUAUAGAUGAAGACAUUAGUGAUGAAGAGCCAAAUUGGGAGUUGACCAAUAUAGAGAGCUCCAUCUGUUUGAACAAAAAAGCUGGAAAAUUCCCACAAGUAUCAAGUCAGCAAGUCGAUGAUAAAGACGAUGUUGUUGCUUAUACUGCUAAUAUACCUUCCAAACUCCCGGUCAAACUCAAUUUAUCGUCUUUAUCAUCAUCGUUAUCAUCAUCUUCAUCAACAAAGCGCUUAUUUAUCAGUAGAAGGAGUUUAGGAAAGCAAAGGAAAUCACUGAAUCAAACACUGAUUUUCUCAACUGUUCCUACAACACCCAUCACAACAAAUACCUUCCCCAUACCACUUCAUAAAAGCACCGAAAUUGCGUUUCUUAGAUCUCCCAUGACAGAAAAGCAAAUAUGGCCAAAACCACGUUUAGCUCGCGAUAUGUCGUUUGAAUCAUUGACUCCAUCUCAAUAUGCUUCUGAUUUGGGAAAGCUUAUCGAUUUGAAGUUUUCAGAUAACAACACCAAUGAUGAUGAUGAUGAUGAUGAUGAUGAUGAGAGAAUACUCACUCAAGAACUUUCACGAUUGACACCAUUAGGAGUGAACAAGAAUAGUAGUAUACUUACAUUGACUAAUGGAAGUAGUGAAAGUCACUCAUUUUCUGAUGCGGAUGACAUGUUUUAUUCUCCAGAGGAACAGUUUGGUGGUGGUGGUGGUUGUAGUGACGAUGCCACUUUAUAUGAUGAUGUGGUCAAGACAGGUGCCAUUGAUCAAGUCAUGAGAGAUGAAUCAAUUGCUCAAUUAUCACAGCUUUUAAACCAAACUGUUAAUUUUGGCGAAUUUCAAGUAGACACUUUUGCAAGCUAA